AAUGCCUGCAAGAGGUGAAUCGCACACCAGAAAGCGAUUAUUUGCAGAAGGCGCUAUUGGCGUUCUUCCUCGGAGCUCUACACGAUCUGAUAAUAAAAGUGUUGGGACAAUUGCUGGGACGAGUGGAUUAUCAUGUCCUCCGAAUUCCGGCAAAAUUAAAGUAUACAAAUGGUGUUCAUGCAAAGAGGAAAGAGAUAAAGAAUCGGAGGACAUGAUGCUGAUAUGUGAAACCACAAACAAAAAGAACUGUCCAGGUAAAGGCUACUACCAUCAGGAGUGCCUAGGAAUUGAAAGAGUACCUAAAGGAAAGUGGCUGUGCGACUUCUGCAAACAGAAAUCUAAAAAUAAUUUAAUUGAAAACAUUAAAGAACGAAUAAACCGUCCAGUUGCUUGCUAA
Messenger RNA from Dendronephthya gigantea, 397 nucleotides. Its product is annotated as transcriptional regulatory protein PHO23-like. The coding region runs from base 2 to 397 and encodes 131 amino acids. The transcript is spliced from 6 exons. NCBI's taxonomy places the organism in Eukaryota, Metazoa, Cnidaria, Anthozoa, Malacalcyonacea, Nephtheidae. The record is from RefSeq and is a predicted model, not a curated record.